Molecule: messenger RNA, 2467 nt
Organism: Pelodiscus sinensis (Chinese soft-shelled turtle)
Lineage: Eukaryota; Metazoa; Chordata; Testudines; Trionychidae
Source: RefSeq, a predicted model, not a curated record
AUGUGGAGCUUUUUUUGAAUGGCUAUGAACCUUCAAGCGCUGCAGGGUGUCUGUUUGAGAAAGCUGCUACCUGGGAGUCAAGCAGGAAUUGUGGUACUUGGAUUAAACAGAUCUCAUGCCAAAAAUGCACUUAAUAAAAAUCUUAUAAAAAUGAUGUCAAAAGCUAUGGAUGCUCUGAAAUCUGAUAAGAAAGUACGGACUGUUAUAUUCCGAAGUGAAGUCCCAGGGAUAUUCUGUGCUGGUGCUGACCUUAAGGAAAGAGCCAAAAUGCACUCCAGUGAAGUUAGUUCUUUUGUCUCAAAAGCAAGAGCAACUAUUAAUGAAAUGGCUAAUCUUCCAGUACCAACAAUUGCUGCGAUAGAUGGUACUGCAUUAGGUGGUGGCCUAGAACUGGCGUUAGCCUGUGACAUAAGAGUAGCAGGAGGGACACAGAGAUUACCUCGUAUAAUUGGUGUAUCUUUAGCAAAAGAACUCAUCUUUUCUGCACGUAUUGUGGAUGGAGAAGAAGCAAGAGCAAUAGGAUUGAUCAGUCAUGUGGUGGAACAGAAUGAUUCAGGGGAUGCUGCCUACAGAAGAGCUCUAGCCCUCGCACAAGAAUUUUUACCUCAGGGACCUCUAGCAAUAAGAGUUGCAAAAUUGGCUAUCAAUCAAGGGAUGGAGGUGGAUUUAGUAACAGGCUUAGCAAUUGAAGAAGCCUGUUAUGCUCAGACUAUUCCAACAAAAGACAGAAUUGAAGGUCUCCUUGCUUUUAAAGAAAAGAGGCCCCCUCGCUACAAGGGAGAAUAGGACAAACUGAUGCCUUGAAAAUUCAAAUGAGAUAAAAUGACUGGAAGGACCUUUCACCUGCCCUUUGCCUCAGCGCAUGGAAUAACACAACCACCAAAGUAAUAGCAAACCAUACUUAAUUGCAACAUCUGGAAUGUGUUCAGACAUGUGCCUGAUCCAAGCAUAAGUAUCAAGUCAUACACAUCAUGGUUUAUGAGGUUGCUCUGUAUACUUGCAAGGUCACCGGUUCAUAAGCAUUUUUUUAUUUAACAUGUAUGAAACAAAUCAUUCCACAGUUUUAAAAAGAAGGGAAAUUCUUUAAAUAGACAAAAUAUAUAAGGUAAUAUAGAAUGUUUGUCUGUUGUUCCAUUUUAUCAGAAUAAGUGAUUUCUACAUACCAAAAAUGUGAAAUUAUACCAAAUAUGAUUUAUAAAUAAUUCUGUAUAUCGAUCAAAAUCAUAGUUCACUAUCUGUUCUAGCUGAAUAUGUAAAUUAUUAAUAAAGUUAAUGGCAAUAAGAAGAACAAUUGUUCAGAGGAUUAUAAACUUUAUUUACUUGUCUCAUAGUGUAAUAAGUAAGAAAACCUUCAUUCUGAGACUACUAUACAGUGGUGUCUCUGUUACUCUGUUCAUUUUUAGCCCUCAGUCACACAAGGUUAUAUUGUAAACCUUGUCUCUUAUUCCAGGUUCCUCCAAAAUAUCACCUGACCAGCACUAUCCGCUAAGGAGUAAUCUUUAAUUAACGUAUCCCAUUUGUUUUUUACUUCCAGGCUGUAUUGCAGCUUUUAGUGCAGAGCUAUGGUUAUGCACGUUCUUAAAGCUAGAAAGUUUCCUUGUUCCACAAAAUGCUGGAUCUUUUGCAUGAUCAUUUUGCAGGUUCUAAUAAAUACAGUAUUUAUAUACAGCUGCUCUAAAUUGAAAUGCUCUUUUCCUCUAUUGGAACAUAAACCUGUUGGCUUUGAAGUGAAGAAACCACAAUACCCAUAUGUGUGGAGGUGCUAUGGAAAAUGGGUUCUUUAAAAUAUUCUAUUAACUUUACUGGUAAGUAAAUGUAGCUUAGCAAUCCGAUGUUAACACAUUUAUAUGGAAACAACCUUCUUCAUCUUUGGCUUGCAUUGUCUUCAUGAAACUUCCACUUGCGCUGCUGUUUCUGCAACGUUGCCUAUGGUCACUCUAUGGUGAUAUAGCAGCUGAUCAGCAUGAAAUGACAAGAAUUCAUUCAAAUUCAUAAUUAGCCAUAUCUUUACAUGGGAAUUGAUUAUGUCUGGUGAAGCACCUACUUUGCUGAUUUAUAAACUUGACAAGUUGAUCAUUUCAUGCAUGAUAAUUUGUAAAUAAAGCCCUAGUGCUUUUUGAUAGUCAUGUAAAGCCUUUGAGGUCAGUUUCUCCUAUUUUCAAAAUGCUAAAAUAUCAUUUUCAUUUUUACUGAGUAGGAAAUAAUUAUACAUUAACAGAAGAAAAAUAUUAAGUCUUUGCUGAACGGCUUGUGUCUCAUAACUGUGAUAUACAGACUGGUUAUUGACCUUCCUUUAGUUUAGUUUUCUAACAAGCAUUGUAUAUUGAAUAACUUCAGAAUAUGUGUGUGUGAGUGUACAUCAACGCUGCAUGGCGAUUUCAGGAUACCGAAGGUAUCCGAAAAUAGCUUCCCUGCAUCUACACAUGCUGCCCGUUACUUUUAAAUAUUUUUCAAAUGGCGCACUAUU